UACAAAUUAAAAAAAAAAAAUUAUCAAGAUAUAGCUGUAUAAAAAAUGGAGAAGGCAACACACAUUUUGUUCUCUCUUAUAUUCUUGUUCAUUUUGUUAGGUUCACCAUCAUAUAUGGUGUUGGGACAAGUUCAAAAGUGUACAAGAGCACAAGAUUGUGAUCCUGCAUCUUGCAAACGUGGAAUUCUAUCAUGUAUGGGAGGAAAAUGUAUAUGUGACGAGCCACCAAUUUACCUGACAAGUGAUGGUUCUUCAAGAACGGAUGUCAAAUGCAAGAAAGAUAGUGAUUGUCCCGCAAGAUGUCCUCCGAAAUGUGUACCAAUAUGUAUUAUUGCAGCUUGCUUUUGUACUGGUCCUCCUGAGUGUACUGGAAACAUGAAACAGAUAUAAGAGAAUAAUUUAUCUUAAUUUUUUAAGCAAAGAAUAAUGAUAAUAAAAAUA
Messenger RNA from Lycium ferocissimum, 441 nucleotides. RefSeq lists its product as uncharacterized. The coding region runs from base 46 to 390 and encodes 114 amino acids. The transcript has 2 exons. NCBI's taxonomy places the organism in Eukaryota, Viridiplantae, Streptophyta, Magnoliopsida, Solanales, Solanaceae. The record is from RefSeq and is a predicted model, not a curated record.